AUGGAGAGACGUGUCAAAAUAUGGGCGGUCGGAUCCCUUGCCGGUGUCUGCGGCAUGACAAGCUCGGUUCUCAACGUCGCCUUCGCAUCGAAUGUGACAAACGUUGCAGUUCUUGCCGCCCCGCGAAUCUUACUCUUCAUCGCCUUGACCCUUGUCCUGGUCAACCUCGCCAGUAUAGCAUAUUUCUCUACCCUAUACGUCAAGAAUCUGAAUAAUCAUUCACCAGGCUCGAAGCCACAAACGUGGGGGCUUCUCACCGGAGGGGUAAUAUCGGCAGCAGCCAGCCUGAUCGUCUCUGGGGUCACGCUGGUCUGGCUGGUGAUAAGACGUGGCAGUCUCCCCAAGGACAUUUGGCAUACCGCUCCUCCAACAUUGCUGGGGAUCUGGUUUGCGCUCUGGGCGGUCUCUGUGGUUUUACAAAUGGUCCUAUAUGGUUUCCUGGGAUCAUGGACCCGGAGCAUUCUGAAGACACAAAGAGUAAGUCGAUUGGACUUGGAUUUCGGCAUCAGAGUACCGUCAACGUCCACCGCGAGGCGCCCCAGCACCCAGCACACGAACCCAUCGUUUGGGUCACAAGAGCUGACCCUUCGCUCCCCACCGAGGACUCCUGUCUCGAAACGAGGGUCGAUGACCGGGAGAUCAUCGUCUACCAGGGUGGGAACCGGAUCGUCCAAAACAAAACUGGUUCGACAUUCUAAUCACUCGUCAUUCGAGUGCAUGCCUUUCCCAGCCGGAGAAGCUACAGCGAUUGACAGCGUGUUUGAUCAAUGGGACACGUCGUCGGUUCACCAUGAGAUGCGGGCGGCCAUUCACCCAUCACCGCCCGUCACUCGGUCAGGGUUGGAAACUAUACCUGGGAGUCGGCCUGAGUCGCCGGCAAAUCCUUUGAACGGACCACUUUUUCCGGACUCUCCGGAUUCAAGAUCACCUCAUGCGGCAACAUCGGAUACCGCCACUGCAGCUGGCUGGAGUUCGUCCUUGCGGCAGCCCGUAUCAUCACCCCCGUCCACUCCACCCAACUUUUCUCGACCUACGUCGUCCUCAUAUAACAAACCGGCUCCGGCCAAAUCUGAGAAGUUGGAUGCUUCCAUGCAAGAGUUCAUCCCCCCCGUAUUCCGACCACACGGCCAUCGACCACCUCCUGUGGCGAUCGCCGGAACCAUGGCCACCGCGUCACCAUUCGCUGAUCCGUCCAUCACUCCCCGAACACUGUCCAGACUGCGAAGCAACACAGUCCCAGAGUCGAGUCCCCGGAUGGCCAUGCCAAGCAUUGAUAAAUCAGAGACGCAGAGCCUGGAAACCUCUCUUCCAGACAGCCCUACAUUGGGCAGCCCGUCCUUAGGGAGCCCGGGACCAUCAAUUGCGGACGAGACCGACCUGCCUCCCAUUCUGCCAGGGUUUGUGUUGUCAGCAGGAUCACGCAGCAGUUUGGUCGGCUACGGAAAACGAAAAAGCGUGAAGAAGGACCGACCCAAGUCGCAAUUAUCGGCGGGCAGUCGUCUGAGUGAGCUCAUGGGCUGA
Messenger RNA from Rhinocladiella mackenziei CBS 650.93, 1521 nucleotides. RefSeq lists its product as uncharacterized. The coding region runs from base 1 to 1521 and encodes 506 amino acids. The transcript has a single exon. Lineage: Eukaryota; Fungi; Ascomycota; Eurotiomycetes; Chaetothyriales; Herpotrichiellaceae. The record is from RefSeq and is a predicted model, not a curated record.